AUGACCAAGGAACGCAUCACGCCGGCAGGGUCGUCGGGUACACCGCACCGCCUCAGUGGCGCCCAGCGACUCGAAGUGCUACUCGGGUUUGGCUACCUCUACCUCUCGCUCGCCACUGGCGUCUUUUACCUCUACAUGCUCGCGCCCAGCAUGCAAAACGAUCUCUGGUGGGCCCACUACAACACCACCGGCCACCAGUCGUUCCUUGCCGACAUUGCCAACAUCGCACUCACCACGACCGCCCAAGGCGCUCUCGACGUCUUUGGCCCGGCCGCCAUAACCCGCAAGCAGUACGACGCGUCCGUCGCCUACACGAGCGUGUACCCGACGUACGUCAACCAGGUCAUCCUCACCGAGUGCGUCUCGGUGCCGUACGCAGUCGGCAACCUCCGGAACCUCUCGGCGGCGUGGAGCACGCGCAUGAUGACGCAGUACUGCUGGGUCGACUUUGAGAAGCGGUGGGAGGUCGCGCACACGCCCGAGCGCCAGCGUCGGUGCGAGACGCAGUAUGCGUCCAACGGCGCCGUGUACCUCGAGAGUGUCUUGCGCAACCUGGUGUGGGACGACUUUAUGGCCAUGUGGGGCGGCGCCGGCAACAAGUUUACCAUCACCAUCCAAAACGGUUUGGUGGCGUUGCCCGGCGGCCAAGCGUGGCUCGACGCGACCGCCAGCGCGCGAGCGACCACGUCGAUCGAUGACGAGAUUGCGCGCUGGUCGACCUUCCAUCUCUCGUACUUUCAGCUGCAGUGGGGCAACAAGCGCGGCCCAGGCGUCACCGAGACCAUGCUGCUCCAGAACGCGCUCGGCAUGCAGCAGCAGUUUCAGCUCAAGAACACGCCGCUUCUCAACGGACCAUGGACGUCCAUGAUCAUGUACUGGCGCUUCCUCAACGACAUUUUUGUAUUUCAGAAACCCCCUCGGAGUUUGGUGCGGCAAGCCCCCGCCUUUUUCGGAGCCAACUCGAGUCUCUAUGGCGCCGCGAUCGACCUCGAGGUAUACCAGGGUCUGUGUCCGACACCUGGACGCUGCGUCAACCAAAUUAGUGUCUUUCGCUCGACUGUUGGUCCGUUCAUUAGCGUCGACAUCUUUUACGUGGCGCCACCUCCGACCAUUGCGAUCGCCAUAGCAGCGUUCCAGUGCGACCUCGCGCUCGCUUCGUCCACAGUACAGACGGCGUACGCCAAUCUCUCCAUCACGUCGACGCGCCCGGUACCGCCGGCGUGGACACCUGGCUACGCGUUCUACGGCGGCAACCCCAUGUGCACCAACAACGCCGUCCGGUCGUUUGUGCAGCAGUCGUUCGACUACAGCGACGCCUGCGGGACGCCCAAGCCGCUGCUAAUCACGCACACCCCGGAUGCACUGCUUUUCUGUCUUGUCGCGUCACAAGAUCGCACGUCGACAGCGACGUGCGCCUCGCAGAACGUGACGCAAGCCGCUUGUGUCGCGUCGAUCGAAGCGGCGCGCGCCGUCGUGACGCAGCUGCCAUCCCUUUCAGCAACCACCACGACCGCGAUGGCUGCAAUUGCACCCAGCGUGUCGCCGCUUGGUGUGAGUCUCAUGCAGUACGCCAAGGAAGUGACCAGCGGCAACUGGGUGUUGUUGCAGCAUGAACUGCUCUCGGACCCGACCUGGAGCGUAUUUGGCUACCUCUUCCUUCUCGACUGGGCGAAUGGCAAGCGCGAAGUGUUAUCAUUUCAAGGCGACGUCGCCUCGCUCGUCCUCAUCUCCAACGAGUACGCGCCGACGACGUUGGCGACGCCGUCGAACGAGCUCAAGCAAGCGACCAAGGUCUUCUACUACCUCUGCGUCUACACGAGCGUGCUCCUACUGCUCGUCGCGUCGCUCUGCACGUUUUACGGUGCGCUCAGCGGCUUUCACCUCGUGGGUCGCAACCUCUUUCGCUUCAACCGCGUCGUCGGCUCGGUUUGGAUCGGCCGCCCGCUGCUCCUUGUGCGCGGUGGCACUGCCAUGCUGCUGCUCAGCACCGCCCAAGUGUCGUUGAUGGCAACGAGCCAAGGCACGCGGUUUGCGUCGACGCCCCGGACGCUGGUCGAGACGAUCGUCGUCGCAGGCGAGGCGACGUGGAUCACAUAUGUCCUCAACGACAUUCUGCUCUUGGUGGUUCCCCGGCUCUCGGCCUACUAUGCGCCAAUCAGUAGCUGCGCGCUCUGGCUUUUGUACAUUGUACUGGACGCAACGUCACCAGUCGAGCUCUCGGCGACACUGCACCGAGUGUGCAGCAGCACCGACGUCGACUACUUUCUCUCGUGUACGAGCGGCGUCGUCGAGGUGGGCAGCACCGACCGCAUCACGCUCUUGUUAUGGCUGCAACUGCUUGUGGUCGGGCUUGCACUCGGGAUGACAGCACUCGCCUUGCACGUACGCCGCAUCAGUCACGAGGACAGGUCGGAUACGACGCCGUUCCUCAUCUCGUCGGCAACCAACGCUUUUUUUACGACGAUGGGCGACACAAACGUCUGGGCGAUCGACCGCGUCUCGUGCAUCAUGGCGGGUCUCGUGCCCUUCACGCUCCACCGAAAACACUUUACGUUCGACCUCAAGUCGUGGCUCGUCGUCAAGGACACCGUGUCCGUGUACCAGUCGGGCAAGACGACGACUGUCAACGAGACGACGCCACUGAAGAGCACGACACCGUCCGGAUCGUUGUUGCUGCUCUCGGCCAACUCGCCCCUCGAGCGUCACAGCUGGGAUCGACCCUUGGCGCUCGCGGGUCUCGUCUACAUGACGGCUACGAUCGUCGGGUCGCUCUCGUACCUCAGUGUCUCCCAAGUCAACUUGGCCAACGACCUGUGGUGGGCCAAUUUCAACAGCACGGGCGCCCACGCUUUCCUCGCAAAUUGGUACAACGAACAGCUCUAUCUCAACGCGAGCUACGCAUCGUUGGCGCUCGACACGCGUAACAUCUCGGCCACGCUACUGUAUGGCGCGCCAGAUGUGUUUGUGACAACCGCCGCCAACUUUGGCUCGCAUCUCCAGCACACGCAGCUCAACACGCUACCUGCUAUCAUUGCUGGUCUGCGAUCGAUGGACGCCUGCACCCACGCACCGUGGAUCUUUACGCAGUACUGCUUCCUCGACUUUCAGCAGAUGUGGCCCAUGGCCAACUCGGCGCGGCGCCAGCAACGCUGUGCCCGCAUGACGACCAACGGCGCCGUCUACCUUGAGAGCCUGCUUCGCAAUGUCCACUGGGACGACUGGCAGCCGUGCUGGGGCUUCGCCUUCCAGAUUGCUUUUGCCAACGACCUUCAGACGUCUUUGGACGGUCAGCGCUGGCUACACCAGAUGCAAGCAGAGAAUCCCUUGUCGAUUGUGGAUGAAGCGACCUACUGGCGCACGUUUGGCGUCGUAACGUACGAUGUGCAGUGGCAAAAUUUCAAGCAAGUGGGUCUCCUCAGCUCCUACAAUGUCUUGUCGGCGUACAGCACGACAGCGGCGCUGACGCUGCAAGCGCUCAACGGCUCGUACCAGUUCAGCGCGCAGACGACGUUCAAGGCGUACUGGGCCCUCGCCAACGACCUGGCAGCUGUGAGCACCAACAGCAGUGGCAUCGGCGGUCUCUCGCUAUUGCGCGCCAGUGCCCGCUUUGCGUUUGCCAACACGUCGCUCGCGGCGGUGCUCGUGACCAACAUGACCAUUUCGACUCCGUUUGGCGCUGGAUUUAGCUUUGUCCGAAGCGUCCUUGGACCCUUUGGCUCGAUGGACAUGCGCUAUGUUCGUGCACCGGCGUCGGCCCAGCGGCUUCUUUUGCACGUCUUUAGCGCUCUUCGAAGCAGCGCGCUGAGCUCCAACCAGAGUCAGUCGGCAUACAUGAGUAUCUAUGUGCCUGGCUCAAUGUACCCCGUCCCGCAGCCGUGGCUGAGUGCCAAGCUGCUGUCGUACGGCGGGUCGCCGCUCUGUCCCGAGCUAGGAAGCUCAAGCGGACUUGCGCUGACGACGGGCCUAGUCAACCUGCUUUCCUACAGUGCGCGGUGCUCGAGUUCAACAGGAGCACAAGCAAAGCUGACGCCAUCACGAGAGCAGGUGGUGUUUGCACUACUCCUCUCGGGUAUCACUCCUGCCAGUCCCAUCACUGCUAUCUGCGCUGCCGAUACCAGCGGGUACAAGGCGUGUCCCGACUACCUUCGUGGCGCCAGGUCGUACCUCGACACCUACCUGCCUUCCAUCGACUGGGCACCCGAGGUGGCUGCCGCGAUCGCUGCGACAACGGCGCUUGAUAUCUCGCUCUUGCAGCUGACGCGCACCAACAAGACGUCGCCACUCACGUGGUCGCAGCUCCCACUCUUCAACCCGAGUGACGCCAACUUUGCAUUCUUUGCGUGGUGCUACGUGGCCGAGUGGCUCCAAGGCUUUCGCGAAGUCGUGGCGUUCGACGGUGACGUCGGCAGCAUCACGCUUCUGACGGACCAAUUGCUGCCGCUCCAGCAAGGCGUCGCGCCGUGGGAGAUCCCAACCACGAUGGCCACGUACGCUCGGACUGGCGCCAUGUACGUGACGCUCGUCGUUCUCUCGGUUGCGAUCUUGGCCUGCGUCUACAUUCUUGCGUCGAGAGGGCAUGUCGAGGGCAUGAACAUGCUUGAGCUCAGUCGUGUCGGCGGCAUCGUCUGGGUCGGUCGCCCGCUGCUCUUUCUGCGGUCGCUCACGGCCAUGGCCGUGCUCUGCACCGGGUCCCUGGACCUCCAAGUGGCGGGCAGUAUGAGCUACCUUCACUCGACCGAUGUACCCUGGUACAAGACGUGUCUGGCGGCCAGCGAAGUGUCGUGGCUCGUCGCCAUCGUCAACGACGUCUUGAUGAUUUGGACCAAAGAACACACAGCGCUGUACGUGACACCCAACGGGCUUCUCGUGACCGGCACGACCGCACUCCUAAGUAUGGUGUCGCCCGUGACGCACACCGCGUCGCUCGGCCGUGCGUGUGACAUCGCGCAAGUCGACUUUCAAAUCGUGUGCACGGGCGGCGACGUCGUCAUUGGCGUCAGAAGCCGCGUCGCCCUACUCGUGUUGUUGGUCGGCGUCUUGAACGUCGCAACGUUUGGCUUUAUGCGCUGGCUCGUGCGCAAGCCGCCAAAGAACCACGCCGAGUCGCUCCUGCUCUACGCCGGCGCCAAGUACCUUUUUCUGAGCGCCAAGUGGAUUUACAAGGAUGUCUACUGCCUCGACCGCGCGUCCGCCGCCCUCAAUGGACUCGUCUCGGUGCGCUACAACGGGAGCUAUUACGGCCUCGACAUCAAGACGUGGCGAACGUUUACGCUCACGCAACCGAGCGUGCCAGCGAUACCGUCGGCACACGCUUUGUUUACGCCGGCGAUGUAUGCACUGCCGUUGGACAACUUGUCUGCGAUUGAUCAAGCGAUCAAAAAGAGCCAACUCGUGCACGUCAAGUCCAAAGCGACCUCGGGCACCAGCCGAGACGCCACGUAGGUGGCCUGCCUCAAGCCUCCUGAAGGGUGCUUGGAUAGAGUGGGUACCUGUCGUGUACGAUGCUACUCUAGUGUAAAUGGAGCUGCCACGAUAAAUAUGCUUGUGUGAGCGUUU
Saprolegnia diclina VS20 is the source of this 5556-nucleotide messenger RNA. RefSeq lists its product as hypothetical. NCBI's taxonomy places the organism in Eukaryota, Oomycota, Saprolegniomycetes, Saprolegniales, Saprolegniaceae. The coding region runs from base 1 to 5442 and encodes 1813 amino acids. The record is from RefSeq and is a predicted model, not a curated record. The transcript has a single exon.